AUGGCCCCUCCCCAUCCAAGAGAUCCAUCAACGGCGUCUAAUUAUGAACAAGUCUCCGUUUCUCACUACGUCGUGAAAUGGAAUGUCGAUUUUGAUAAAAAGUGCAUCGCUGGAGAUGUUAAGUUGGUAUUAGAUGUUAAGCAAGAAACGUCAGAGGUCAUAUUAGACACUCGAGAAUUAACAAUUCGAUCCGUGUCGUGCGCUUCCAACGGAGAGACCAAGGAAGUUGAAUACGCAAUGAAAGAUAACGGCGCUUUGGGCCAAAAGCUGAUUGUGUCUACCACUCUAUUGAAAGCCGGCGAUAAACCUGUACUGACAGUGAAGUACGAAUCCAGCAAUAAUGCAGCUGCUCUUCAAUUUCUAACGGCUGAACAAACUACUGAUAAAGUCGCCCCAUAUCUCUUCUCCCAAUGUCAGGCAAUCAAUGCCCGCUCUAUUGUUCCAUGUAUGGAUACUCCAUCAGUAAAAAGCACAUAUGAAGCAGAAGUGUGCGUUCCAGUCGGGCUGACUUGCUUAAUGUCGGCGAUUGGACAAGGAUCAAAAUCGUCAGAAUGCGGGAAACAUACUAUUUUCUCAUUCAAGCAGCCUGUUUCGAUUCCAUCAUAUCUUCUUGCUAUAGUUGUUGGACAUUUAGAACGCAAAGAAAUCAGCGAUAGAUGUGCAGUUUGGUCCGAACCAUCUCAAGCGGAGGCGGCUCUUUAUGAGUUUGGAGAAACCGAGAAGAUUUUGAAAGUUGCCGAAGAUCUUGUUGGUCCUUAUGUUUGGGGUAGAUAUGAUUUAGUCGUACUACCAGCAACAUUCCCCUUCGGUGGUAUGGAGAAUCCUUGCCUCACAUUCAUCACUCCAACUCUUCUCGCUGGAGAUCGUAGUCUGGUCAACGUGAUUGCUCAUGAAAUUACGCAUAGUUGGACUGGAAACCUCGUAACCAACUUCUCUUGGGAACACUUCUGGCUGAAUGAGGGAUUCACAGUCUUCAUUGAAAGGAAAAUUCACGGAAGAAUGUACGGUGAACUGGAAAGACAGUUUGAAAGCGAAAGUGGAUACGAUGAGAGUCUUGUGCGAACUGUCAAUGAUGUCUUCGGACCUGAUCACGAGUACACUAAGCUUGUUCAAGACUUGGGCAGUGCUGAUCCAGAUGAAGCUUUUUCCUCGAUUCCAUAUGAAAAAGGCUCCGCUCUCUUGUUCACGGUUGAACAGACAAUCGGGGACAAUGCUCGAUUCGAACAAUUUCUGAAGAACUACAUUCAGAAAUAUGCUUACAAAACAGUUUCUACAGAAGAAUGGAAAGAAUACCUGUAUGACACGUUUUCUGACAAAAAAGUAAUUCUUGACAAUAUCAAUUGGGACUUGUGGCUUCACAAAGCUGGACUACCCCCAAAACCAGAAUACGAUUCGACCCUGAUGCGUGCAUGCAAAGAUCUUGCUAACAAAUGGACUGCCGAAGGUUCGGAAGCGCCGACAGAUGGAGAAGUAUUCGAGAAAAUGUCGAACUCUCAGAAGUUGGCUGUGAUUGAUGCAAUCCGUGUAAACAAAGGCAUAUUUGGAGAUCGUAUGCCAUCUUUGACCGCUACCUACAAGUUGGACCAAGCCAAGAAUGCUGAGCUCAAAUUCUCGUGGCUUAUGCUGGGACUCGAAACCAAAUGGACACCGAUCAUUGAUGCCAGCUUAGCGUUUGCUCUGGCUGUUGGCAGAAUGAAGUAUUGUAAACCAAUCUAUAAAUCAUUGUUCGGAUGGAGCGCCACUCGCGAACGCGCCGUUUCCCAAUUCAAAGCGAACAUCCCGAAUAUGCACCCAAUCACGGUAAAAGCCAUUCAAAGUCUCCUCAAGUGA
This is a messenger RNA of Caenorhabditis remanei, 1830 nucleotides long. RefSeq lists its product as uncharacterized. Gene Ontology annotation, cellular component: cytosol. The record is from RefSeq and is a predicted model, not a curated record. Gene Ontology annotation, biological process: peptide catabolic process; proteolysis. The coding region runs from base 1 to 1830 and encodes 609 amino acids. Gene Ontology annotation, molecular function: metallopeptidase activity; aminopeptidase activity; zinc ion binding. Lineage: Eukaryota; Metazoa; Nematoda; Chromadorea; Rhabditida; Rhabditidae. The transcript has 4 exons.